Molecule: messenger RNA, 825 nt
Organism: Fomitiporia mediterranea MF3/22
Lineage: Eukaryota; Fungi; Basidiomycota; Agaricomycetes; Hymenochaetales; Hymenochaetaceae
Product: ribosomal protein L16a
Exons: 5
Coding region: 59-661 (200 amino acids)
Biological process (GO): translation; negative regulation of translation
Cellular component (GO): cytosolic large ribosomal subunit; ribosome
Molecular function (GO): mRNA binding; structural constituent of ribosome
Source: RefSeq, a predicted model, not a curated record
CUACCAAACUAUUUAUCUCGUCAAGAUCGCUCACUUUCUACUUCCUCUAGAGUCCGACAUGGCGACUUUCUCAUCGAGCCCAAUCGUAAUUGACGGUAAGGGCCACCUGUUGGGCCGGCUGGCAUCCAUUGUCGCCAAGCAGGUCCUUUCAGGCCAGAAGAUUGUCGUGGUUAGGUGUGAGGAGAUCAACAUCUCCGGCAGCUUUUUCCGCAACAAGCUGCGUUACCACAACUUCCUCCACAAGCGCCAUAUCGUCAAUCCCAAGAAAUCUGGCCCUUUCCACCACCGUGCUCCGUCCAAAAUCCUCUUCAAGGCGAUCCGAGGGAUGAUACCCCACAAGACCGCCCGGGGUGCGGCCGCUCUUGAGCGUCUGAAACUCUUUGAAGGGGUUCCUCCACCAUACGAUCGCAAGAAGCGUAUGGUCGUUCCUGCGGCUCUUCGCGUCCUGCGACUCAAACCCGGCCGUAAAUACUGCACCGUCAAGCGCUUGUCUCAUGAGGUUGGGUGGGGUUACAAGGAUGUUGUUGACCGUUUGGAAGAGAAGAGGAAGAUUAAGGCUCAAGCCUUCUAUGAGCGCAAGCUCGCUGCAGCUAAACUGCGUCAAAAGGCGAUUGCUGACAACUCUGCAUCAUUCGAGAAGUUGACAUCUCUCGGAUACUAGACGUGGGGGGAGAGAAAGUAGUCUGUAGUCGCUCCUAUCACAUUCUCUAUGGCACACUAUUGCAACGAUAUUCAUGUACCUAAGCCCUAUGCUUUUCGGUCCGUGCCGUCGAAUAUGAUUAUCUCCUCGCUAGUCAGCAUUUGUACUACUUAUUCAGGUGUUUG